AUCUUGAGCCCAGCCAAGAAGAGCGCAGCUCCCUCCUCCUUCCCAUCCCAUCCCAUCCCAUCCCGAGGAUGCUCCUCCCUCUUCUGCGUGGGCGGGGCAGGCUCAGCGGGACGAUCGAUCGCUCGGUGUUCUGCUAGGAAGCCCUGAGUGAUCCAUCCGACUUCACGUGUUUCAUCCCCGGAAGGACGAAGACGAGCUGCACGGUAAAAGCCAGGAACCGGAAAUUCAGGAAGAUCAUUGUUGAGAAGAAAGAAGUCUAUUAAGCAAACUAAUCCAUCUUGUGGAUUAGAUGUCAGGAGCCAGUGUUUCUGAUAAUAAGAUGUCAGCAAGAUAUUCCCUCUCAGAAGAACUCAGGGCCUUGCUCCCACAGACCAAAGAGGGUCUCAAGUUGGAUUUCAGUGAGAAGAUUGAAAAAAGUGUAGUGGUAUUACUUCAUCAAGCAAGAGAGCUUUUCUACGAAGGAAAAAAGAAUGAAUGUCUGAAGACAAGUGAAAUAAUAAUAGACUAUUCCUGGGAAAAACUUAAUACUGGAACUUGGAAGGAUGUGGACAAAGAGUGGAGGAGAGUUUAUUCUUAUGGAUGUCUUUUGAAAGCACUUUGUGUGUGCCUUAAAACUGAUGACAUACCAGAAGCAAUAAGAGUCUGUGACAUGGGUCUCUUGAUGGGAGCAUCCAUCCUGGGGAACAUUUUGGUUAAAGUUGUCAAUGUCCUUCAGAAGCAUCUUCAACAUGGGAAGAGACAUUCUGAAACCAGGAUUGAGGAACUGAGUAUAAAGAAAACCAGGAGUGACUCUCCAAUGACUCCAGCUGUGAAAUUAGAAACUGCAGUUCCACGAUUACAAUGCCCUUCACUUGAGUUUUUUAGGAAAAAUUAUUUGAUUCCACAAAAGCCUGUUAUUUUGGAGGGGAUUGCUAACCACUGGCCAUGCAUGAAGAAAUGGAGUUUAGAUUAUAUUCAAGAAAUAGCUGGCUGUCGAACUGUUCCAGUGGAAGUAGGGUCCAAGUACACUGAUGAAGAAUGGUCUCAAAGCCUCAUGACUGUCAAUGAAUUUAUCAGCAAAUAUAUUGUGAAUGAGCAGAAUGACAUUGGAUACCUUGCUCAGCACCAACUAUUUGAUCAGAUUCCAGAAUUGAAGGAAGAUAUUUGUAUACCAGAUUACUGCUGUUUAGGUAAUGGCGAAGAAGAAGAGAUAACUAUUAAUGCCUGGUUUGGUCCAGCAGGAACCAUCUCUCCUCUUCACCAAGAUCCACAGCAGAAUUUUUUAGCCCAGGUACUUGGAAGGAAAUACAUCCAGUUGUACUCUCCACAAGAAUCAGAGCAUUUAUAUCCACAUGAAACACAACUUCUUCAUAAUACAAGCCAAGUGGAUGUGGAAAAUCCCAAUUUAAGUAAAUUCCCCAAAUUUACUGAGGCCUCAUAUCAAUCAUGUAUUUUGAAUCCUGGGCAGAUUCUGUUUAUUCCAGUUAAGUAUUGGCACUAUGUUCGAGCUCUGGAUAUCAGCUUCUCUGUCAGUUUCUGGUGGUCAUAACUAUUAAUAAAAGAGUAAUUAAAAUCAUCUUGUCUUUUCAUGAAGGAAGAAUGAUAAUGUAAUUAAUAUAAGAUCAAUAAAUUUGGACUUUUAAACAAUAUUUAGACCUUUUUUGCUGUCCCAAAGUGAACUGCAAGAAAAGGCACUACAUGUGUUUUGAGUAUCACAGACUGCUUAAAAUUUAUAAAAAGUGGGGCAAGGAUUCUGGGAAGAUGGCUGAGUAGGUUGGUAAAUGUCAAGCUCCCUCGAUUUCUCCCACAAAUAGAAUGGAUUUGCACCUUAGUGUGAACCUAGACUACUGAAAAACCAAGAAGAAUUGAGGCAGAACAGAGGUCCUCUGGAUAUAACCUGAGAAUACUGAAGAAAGCCCCCAGGCCAGGAUUAACCCCUUUGAAGUACAAAUAACCUCCAGGCUAGCUCUGGUGGGGAUCCCUCAGGUUAUGUGGUGGUAGCUGGAGCCACUGCAGAAAUCACAGAGACUUUUACGUCCAGGACUGUUUGUGGAGUCUGGGAAGACUGAGGGAACCUCUGAUGAUUAGGAACACCAGGCCCAGCUGUGCUGCUGAGAGAGCCCUGGGUGAGAAGGAACCAGUAACUGGUGAGUGCUGAAGCAAUGGGACAGAGGCACUACUGGCUGUGGGUACUUGCAGGAAGGUGAGGCUCUUGGUUUGGGGUACCUGGUCAGAAUGGAGAGUUGCAGAGAAUUUUGAGGCAGUAUCCCUCCCACCUCAGAAUUAGAGGUGCUUACACUAAUACUUAUUUUAAAAAAAUUUCACAGGCAAAGAAGAACCCAUUAUUGAAACAUUAUGGAAAUGUGGAAGACAUUCAUCUUCAGUGGAGGACACUAAUUAAUUAAAAAAAAAAAAAAAAAAA
Molecule: messenger RNA, 2401 nt
Organism: Sarcophilus harrisii (Tasmanian devil)
Lineage: Eukaryota; Metazoa; Chordata; Mammalia; Dasyuromorphia; Dasyuridae
Gene: KDM8
Product: lysine demethylase 8
Exons: 8
Coding region: 290-1528 (412 amino acids)
Cellular component (GO): nucleus
Molecular function (GO): histone H3K36 demethylase activity
Source: RefSeq, a predicted model, not a curated record